GUCGUUUUGGAUCGCAUAUAAAAACCUCGCAGCCAGGUUAUCCAGUCACUUCUAGCGUAGAUGCAAAAUGUUACGGUUCAGAAAGAUGCUGGUUCUGCUGUUUAUGCUAACAUCAACUCAGUUGGUAUUCGCGGUGGAAACUACUAUAUCAGAUGCUCAAUUAAAAACGGAUAAUACGCAAACUGCUGGAAGCAAGGUCCAAAACGUUCUUAAUGCUUUUGACGUCUCUCAGCCCUAUUUUAAAGGACUCACUGAUAAGAAUCUUUAUCGACUCUUUGGUAUUCCCACUGCAACACCAGGGCAGUUCCCAUGGAUGGCUCUCAUCGUUGCUGCCUAUAUGGUGAAGUUUUUAGCGGAUCCUUAAUAUCAGAUCAGUGGAUUCUCACUUCUGCAUACUACUGCUCAAUGUAUAACUUGAGCUCUAUAAUCUUGGGAGUUGUCGACCAUACCUACAUAUUGGAAAAAACAAUUAAAAUUGAUUAUAAUUUCAUUUGCUACGUGCACGAGCUUUACGACCCAAAUAAUAUGACAAAUGAAUACAACAUAGCUCUGAUCAAGAUGCUGCGACCUGUCACUUUUACAGUCAACAUAGCGCCCAUAAAACUUCCUUCUGUAAAUGAUGCCACGAAGGAUUUUACUAAAGUUCCGAUGACAGUUAGUGGAUUUAUGCCAGUGAGCUCUUGUUAUAAUUAUGAAAAAGACCAAAAUUCAGCAACUUUCUCUCUGAAGUACGACAAACUGCAGGGGGUUAACUAUACUAAGUGCUCUGCAACGCUCAGUGCAGAAUAUGGGAUUACUUUGCCUGGAUCCGCAAUCUGCACAGGCAACACCAAAGUCGGACCCUGUGGUGGUGUUCAAGGCGCUCCUUUAUUCUACAAAAACCAAGAUGGAUCUUGGGUUAUUGCGGGCACUAUUGCAUUUAGUCCCUAUUACUAUUGCAACAAUCCGACAGUUUUUACCCGUGUUAGCUCAAAUCUUGAUUGGAUUUUUUCAAAAACUGGAAUGGGAGCAUAAACCAGCACUCCAAAAGCAACUACUGGAAAGCCCUAAACUACCACAAUUACUUAACCAACCUCUAGCUCUACUGGAAAAACCACCACCACCUCUUAAUCUUCAAAUAAGAAGACCACCACCAAGACCACCACAAAAACCUCUGAAACUAAGAAAUCUAGCAGCACCACUAAAAAACCUCUGUCUAAAAUAUGCUUUGAUUUCAUGCUUUGACAUCUGAUAAUGUUUGAUACACGAUCUUACUGGCAAAAUAACCACUUUGACGAAAAGAGCAAGAAUUUAUUUUACUAUUGCAUCUGUUUUGAAAUAAUUCGAAGGAAAUGUCAGAAAAUUAUUUGAUUCAAUUGUCUUGAAGGGAUUCAUGCAAAAAUAUAUUAUAAAUAGUUUGUGUUUGGAUUCAAUAAAACUUUAAAAUAUAUAAAAAACUUGUUUUUAAGAGCGGUCCAAUAGUUCAAUCUGCGGGAAAAUCGUCAAAUUAGAUCAUGUAAUUAAUUUGCUGUAGUUGAAUUCCAUGAAAAAUUAUUGUUAGUAGUUUUAAAAAUAAACUAGAAAUCAAUCACAUGUCACAUUCGAUAGGGCCAUUCUGGGCAUCUCCUGCAAUUUUUUCACCUUCUACGGAAGAAAAAAGAUCGAAAAAGCAUCGGGAGUAAACUGAAAACUGACAUCCGAGCAAUGCUACACGGACAUGUUUUGUUCAAUCCGAAACGAUGAACUGCUGCAUGUAUAUAUACAGUAAUUUUGUAUUUUGCCAUUCGUCUUACUUUUGAUUUUGGAAUAAUGCUUAUCUGUGAGCGAUCAUCGCACAUAUAUUAUGAGUGCUGAAAAUCGCUGCUGACUGAGCUAAUUUAAUUGCCAUCUCUCGUUGUCUGUAUUAUAUCUUCAAACUUUUUAACUUUCGCCGCGCCCCGCCCGCUCCUGAUAAUAUCAUGGCGGCUGACGUUAUGUGUAUUCAAUAAAAGCUAUUUUAAGCUAAUCUCGGUUUGAAAGAAAUGAUA
This is a messenger RNA of Cloeon dipterum, 2006 nucleotides long. Its product is annotated as chymotrypsin-like elastase family member 2A. The coding region runs from base 310 to 1014 and encodes 234 amino acids. The transcript has 8 exons. Gene Ontology annotation, biological process: proteolysis. Lineage: Eukaryota; Metazoa; Arthropoda; Insecta; Ephemeroptera; Baetidae. Gene Ontology annotation, molecular function: serine-type endopeptidase activity. The record is from RefSeq and is a predicted model, not a curated record.